AAUACUAAUGUGUUGUAUAUUUCAAUACAUUUAAUGUAUUGACAAACAAAUUACUCAUUCAUUCAUUCAUUCAUUUCAUUGAUAUUAUUAUAGCUGUCAUUACAUCCAAUCAAUAGUCGCGGCAAUCAAUCAGCGGUUACUGUUGUAGUGGUCAUCAAAUCCGUCGGUAACACCCAUACAUAGACACACACUUGCGAUAUAUAAUGGACAGCGAAGGACACAAGAUUGUUGUCUGCGAUAACGGAACCGGCUUUGUCAAAUGUGGUUACGCCGGCUCUUCCGGUUCAAACUUUCCGUUGCAUACGUUUCCGUCGAUUGUCGGCCGGCCGACCAUACGGGCCGCCACACGAAUCGAUGACAUCGAAGUCAAAGACCUAAUGGUCGGCGAAGAGGCAAAUAAGUUGCGAUCAAUGUUAGAGUUGGCGUAUCCAAUGGAAAAUGGUGUUGUCCGCAAUUGGGAGGACAUGUGCCACAUCUGGGACUAUACAUUCUACAAUCGGUUGGACAUCGAUCCGAAAGAGUGUAAAAUAUUGUUGACCGAACCGCCAAUGAAUCCGAUAAACAAUCGGAAAAAGAUGAUCGAAAUGAUGUUCGAAAAGUAUGGCUUUCAUUCCACUUAUAUCGCCAUUCAGGCGGUGCUCACCCUUUAUGCUCAGGGUUUAAUGACUGGCGUUGUUGUCGACAUUGGCGACGGAGUUACGCAUAUCUGUCCCGUCUAUGAGGGCUAUGCGUUGCCUCAUCUCACCCGACGACUUGAUAUUGCCGGCCGCGAAGUGACCCGCUAUCUGACAAAAUUGCUUCUCCUACGGGGCUAUGCAUUCAAUCAUACGGCCGACUUCGAGACAGUCCGUAUGCUUAAAGAAAAGUUAUGUUAUAUUGCCUACAACUGUGAACAGGAACAACGUUUGGCACAGGAAACCACUUUUCUAACUGAAACAUACACUCUACCGGACGGUCGGGUCAUAAAACUCGGUGGCGAACGCUUCGAAGCGCCCGAAUGUCUAUUCCAACCGCAUUUAGUUAACAUUGAAGGGCUGGGAAUAGCCGAACUACUAUUUUCGACCAUAAAUGGCGCCGAUUUGGACAUCAAAAGUGAUCUAUAUAAGCAUAUUGUAUUGAGCGGCGGAUCGACAAUGUAUCCGGGAUUACCAUCGAGACUGGAACGGGAGGUCAAACAACUGUAUUUAGAGCGUAUACUUAAAGGCGAUGUCGAAAAACUACAGAAAUUCAAGAUACGCAUAGAAGACCCGCCCCGACGAAAGGAUAUGGUAUUCAUUGGCGGUGCCGUAUUAGCCGACGUUAUGAAAGAUAAGCCACAGUUUUGGCUAACAAAACAACAAUACGAAGAAAUGGGUAUCGAUAGGCUAAUGCAGACCAAGUACGGCACCGGUAGCAACAAGUAUUUCGAUAACUCGCACUUAAUUAACUAACUAACUGGUGUUCCCAUCAAUUGAUAGAUUAAUUUUUUUUUAAUUUAUAAUAAUUUUAACUAUUAUUUUUUAAAAUAAAUCCAUUUAUAUAUAUAUAUAGAGAGAGAGAGAGAGAGAUUAAUAAUCAAUGUGUUG
Molecule: messenger RNA, 1565 nt
Organism: Oppia nitens
Lineage: Eukaryota; Metazoa; Arthropoda; Arachnida; Sarcoptiformes; Oppiidae
Gene: Arp2
Product: actin-related protein 2-like
Exons: 9
Coding region: 204-1430 (408 amino acids)
Biological process (GO): Arp2/3 complex-mediated actin nucleation
Cellular component (GO): Arp2/3 protein complex; actin cortical patch
Molecular function (GO): actin filament binding
Source: RefSeq, a predicted model, not a curated record